Messenger RNA from Orcinus orca (killer whale), 1553 nucleotides. RefSeq names its product carboxymethylenebutenolidase homolog (gene CMBL). The record is from RefSeq and is a predicted model, not a curated record. NCBI's taxonomy places the organism in Eukaryota, Metazoa, Chordata, Mammalia, Artiodactyla, Delphinidae. The coding region runs from base 213 to 950 and encodes 245 amino acids. Gene Ontology annotation, molecular function: hydrolase activity. The transcript is spliced from 6 exons.
CCAUGGCUCACGGGCCCAGCCGCUCCGCGGCAUGUGGGAUCUUCCCGGACCGGGGCACGAACCCGUGUCCCCUGCAUCGGCAGGCGGACUCUCAACCACUGUGCCACCAGGGAAGCCUGGGAAUGGAUUCUUCUUAGCUUAAUCUUAUCACCCAGAACCAGAAGUUAUCAUUGAUUUCUUGCAUGAAUACACUCCUGACUUAAACAUCUCCAAUGGCUAACGAAGCUCACCCUUGUCCUUGUGACAUUGGCCAUAGAAUAGAGUACGGAGGGUUGGGGCGUGAAGUUCAAGUUGAGCACAUCAAGGCUUAUCUCACCGCAUCCCCCGUGGACGCUGGCAAAGCUGUGAUUGUCAUUCAAGAUAUAUUCGGCUGGCAAUUGCCCAAUACCAGGUAUAUGGCCGACAUGAUUGCAGGAAAUGGAUACACAACCAUUGUUCCAGACUUCUUUGUAGGACAGGAGCCAUGGCACCCCUCAGGGGACUGGUCCACCUUCCCGGAGUGGUUGAAGACAAGAGAUGCCAGAAGGAUCGAUAAAGAAGUUGACGCGGUCUUGAAGUAUCUGAAACAACGUUGUCAUGCCAAGAAAAUUGGAGUCGUGGGAUUCUGCUGGGGUGGAGUUGCUGUGCAUCACAUGAUGAUGAAAUACCCAGAAUUCAGGGCAGGGGUGUCCAUCUACGGCAUCAUCAAAGACUCUGAAGACGUGUACAAAUUAAAGAACCCCACGUUGUUCAUUUUUGCUGAAAACGAUGCUGUGAUUCCUCUAGAGCAGGUCUCUCUGCUGACUCAGAAGUUGAAAGAAAACUGCGAAGUGGAAUAUCAAAUUAAAACGUUUUCUGGGCAAACGCACGGCUUCGUGCAUCGCAAGAGAGAAGAUUGUUCGCCUGAAGACAAGCCCUAUAUCGAUGAGGCAAGAAGGAGCUUGCUCGAGUGGCUGAACAAGUACGUGUAGCCAAGGCCAAGGGCAAACUUUCUCAAAAUAGCUCGCAUCCAGAAAUUUGCUUUGAUAAUGCUUAGAUCAUUUGAUUUCAUUUUCACUUUACAGAAGAUGAAUCAAGGAAUCCUGAAAUUCAUCUGAAACACAAAUUCAGUAGGAAAAGUUAAUGUAUGAAAUACUUUAACCUUUAACAUGUGCAUAAAGAAAAAUUUUAACAACAGGUCGGGACCUGAAGAAUUUGGAUGGUAGAGUAACGUGCUAACUUUAGGAAAAACCUAGAGCUAUCCAGGGACCAGCUCACAGAUCAGGCAUGGCCUUCCGGCCUUGAAUUGAGCACAUCCUCUAAAACGAAUGCUAUGGCAAAACCGUGAAGAGCCUGAAAUGUAAACUCAGGUAAAGCCCACCUUACUUGGACUUUUCUCUCUGUCUUAAUACAGAUGAAUUUGUCAUGUUCAUAUAUUGCACUAUGAGAAAUUUUGAGAUUAAAAUAAGGUUUUAAUGACUGACCUAAUCAUAUCAAGCUAAAGACUUAAUUUCUGAGUUUUUGAAUCUGUGGCUUUUUCUAAAAGCUAAUAAAAAACGAUGGAUGAGCGUUGCCAUCCAGCUCCCUGCUAGGCA